Molecule: messenger RNA, 492 nt
Organism: Protopolystoma xenopodis
Lineage: Eukaryota; Metazoa; Platyhelminthes; Monogenea; Polystomatidea; Polystomatidae
Source: the annotation of a GenBank genome assembly
UUGGCCAACCUGUUGGGCUGUACUGCAAAUAUGAAGACAGCUGUGACUGGCAUUACUCUAGUAGCAGUCGGUACCUCUCUUCCGGACACAUUCGCAAGCCGCACAGCUGCACUGCAGGACGAGACGGCAGACAAUAGCAUAGGCAAUGUAAACGGUUCCAAUAGCGUCAACGUGUUUCUCGGCCUCGGACUUCCCUGGAUCCUUAGCUCGGGUUAUGCUGCACUCAAGGGGAGACAAUACUGCAUUUAUCCAGAGAAUCUGACAGAAUCCGUAAUCGUAUAUCUCGGAUGCGCCUCUUUAUGUCUGGGAAUUCUUUUCUGUCGUCGAAUGGCUUUCGGUGGUGAACUCGGCGGCUCCAGAGUGACUAAAUGGAUUUCUGGACUACUUAUAUCCUUUCUGUGGGUCGGAUACGUGGUAUUUUCCAUCCUGAAGGUCUACGGCGUGAUUACUUGGAGCUACGAUGUGCCUGAGUCCACAUGCCUGCCAGAUUGA